CGUAGUUUCCCCCCUGGCCACCUUUAUAUGAUUUCUGUGAAGACUCGUGAGGGGGUUCACCGUGAUCUAGCCCUCAACAACCUCACUGGUUGCCAUAGUUUUAGUUUCCCCCCUGUCAUCUGAUUCAUUGACAAAGCUUGUUAUCCUGCUGUGCCACUUUGACCAUCAAAAAUGGGCAUUCCAGUCCUCUCGACACCGCCGGAUGCGCGGAUGAACUACAUUAUCGACCAACUCGAGGGCGAGCAUGUCACGAUCCCAGGAAGCAAAGGAACGUUCCGAAUCUUGGCGUCGUCAAAGCAGACCAAUGGAGGGAUGGCCGUCUUCCAAAGCGGCGCAGUCCUCUCCGACGCACCUGGCUUCCAUUGGCACGCAGAGGCGCACGACGUCUUCCUGGUGACCAAGGGCUUCCUGAAGCUCUGGAAUGGAGACAAAUGUAGGAUCAUGGGGCCGGGUGACUUUGCAUAUAUACCUCCAAAAGUCAUCCACAACCCCGAACUUUUGGGCCCUCAUACCGAAACCUUUGGCCUGAUUGUUCCCGGCGACUGGAUCGACUUCUUCAGAUACGUGGGCGAGUCGUAUCAGGGCGUCAUCGUACCGGAGAAUGACAACCGUGAUCUCCGAGCGCUGAUACUGCCUAAAGUGAUGGCAGCCAAGGAUCGCUUCGACGUCAAUUUUGUACGAGACUACAACCCGCCAGUGGUCGGGGACUGGUUGGACACCGAAAACGUUCUGCCGGGGCCACUGGAGCCGUAUUUCCUCCGCGCCAAUACGGGCCCGAGAUGGAUGCUUGGGGGGGUCAUGUCGCGGCCGUUCAUCAACGCGGCUCAGUGCGGCGGGAAGUUUGCGAUAUCGAGCAUUGAAUCAUCCAGUCGAUACGGAGAGAAUCCGUUGGCCCGGUGGCUGACCUUCCCGACGACCGAUCAUUGUUUCUGCGUCGCUGAGGGCUUGCUGAGAGUCAAGAUAAAGGGGGAGGAGGGGGUGUGGAACGAUGUGAGGGAAGGACAAACGGUAGUGGUAGCGGCUGGCCAGACUUUUGCGCUGGAGUUUGGCAGUCGAUAUGUGCGGGCAAUAUCCUUUACCAAUGGGUGCGGUAUUGAGGAGCUCAUACAAACCGCUGGAUCUUCGUUCCCCGGUGUUGUCCUGCCAGAUGAGACAGACCCAUGGGACGGUAAGUUGUUCGACGGCGUCUGCGCCGAGCUCGGUGUGGCGACAGAGUAGAUCAAUGUGCUGUACGUACAUGUACUGUACAUGCGCUACUCCCUAGAUAGUAUCGCGAAGCUUGGUAGGCUAGGCUGAAUCCAUCCUACCCUC
Phialemonium atrogriseum is the source of this 1311-nucleotide messenger RNA. RefSeq names its product cupin domain-containing protein. NCBI's taxonomy places the organism in Eukaryota, Fungi, Ascomycota, Sordariomycetes, Cephalothecales, Cephalothecaceae. The transcript is spliced from 2 exons. The record is from RefSeq and is a predicted model, not a curated record. Bases 172 to 1218 code for a protein of 348 amino acids.